AUGACCAGUGAAACGUUCUUCAGCUAUGUGUGUAAUAGCUUAUUACCUUUUUUGCAAAGUAAAAAUGUUAAGUUACCUAUAUUAUAUAUACUCGAUGGACAUAAAUCCCACCUUACUUAUAAUUUGAGCAAGUUUUGUUCUGAUAAUGGCAUUUUUCUCUAUGCACUUCUUCCAAAUGCGACACACAUUUUACAGCCGGCCGACGUGUCCUUAUUUGCCCCAUUAAAAAGUAAAUGGAAAAAGGUAGUUUUUGACUGGAAAAAAGCUAAUAAUAACAAAAAUCUUACUAAAGCAACUUUUCCAUUUUUAUUAGAAAGUACCGUACAAUCAAAUCGGAGAAGAUACCAUUAAAAAUGGUUUUAGAAAGUGUGGAUUGUAUCCAUUUAAUGUAGAUGCAAUAGAUUUUACAAAAUGUAUGCAGGAUGUUUCGCGGACUUUAGGAAAUGAAUUUGAAACAGAAAAAAUCAAGCCAACUACCUUUGACGUGCCACAUUUUCUAUAUUUCGAUUCACUUAUUCCAAAGAAAAGACGAGAGGAAUUUAAAAAAACAGAAAGGGGAGAAUGGAAGGGCGAUGAGUCAGCGAAAGAAUUAUUCUAUAUUUGGAGAAAAUUGAAGAGUAGAUGUCAAGAAGAAUACAAUGAAGAAAGAGACAAUAACACACGAUUAGAGGACGAAGCCAUUAGUAAUAUAUAUGCUGAAGAACAGAUUGAAGAGAAUAAAACUGAAAUACAUGAAAAUAGCGGUAAAACUGAAAACCAAAUAUAUAAUACCGAAACUGAAGAUAAAGAAAAUAGCAAUGAGAAAGAACUGGAAGAAACAGAAUAUGCCCAAAUUAUAAACUUAACGGAAACAACUUCAGAACAAAAAGAUGAAACAGGAAAUAAAAAAAAUAUAAAUAUUUUAAGUGACGUAAUUGUACAAAGGCCAGUAACUCCGGUGCCACUACGACAGUCCCAAAAAAGAAAUAUUAGUGCUGCCUUUUUGGACCAUAUAUUUUGGCCAGAAGAGUCACCUGAAAAGAAGGUGUUUACAAGAAAAGAAAAACUUCCUUAUGCCACUACUUCACUUAAAUGGUUGCAGUACCACGAAGAGAAAAUAAAAGUAAAAACUGAAAAAGAAAGAGAGAAACAAGAGAAGGCAUUAUUGAGAAAGAAGAAACGAGAGGAAAAAUUAAAAGAAACUGAAGAAAAAAAAUUGGCGAAAAAAGCAAGUGCUAAAAAAUCUAAAACAAAAGUGAACACAGAGGAAGACACAGAUAGUUCAGAAGAAUGUGAUGAAUGGCAGGAGAGUGGCUCAAGUCUAGAUGAUAUUUCAGAACAUUUUAGUAGUGACACUGAUGAAAAUGAGCCACUUGUCAAUGAGGAAAAAAAUGUCAUCAUAACUAUGUUUGCUCUGUACAAAAUAUUUAUGAAACAUCUGAGGUGGAAGUACAAGCUUUUACUCCAAUAGAAUCAAGUAAGUCUUUUUUCAAAGUAAUUGAAAAUGAUAUUAGCGUUGUAAAUGCUGAACAACUUGUAAAGAAACUAGAAAAACCAAAUGUUAUACCAAGUGGAAAUCCCAUCAAAUUCAAGUUUUCUAAUGACGUUAUUUGAAUAUUAAAAGAAUAAAAAUAAAUCCAAAAAUUAGAAUAAUUUUCAAAUCAAUAAUGAAAUGUUUCAUUAAUAACAAGUUUUGUAAGCUUUUAUUUAAAAAUUACUCUGUAUUUUUUUAAUAAACAUUAUGUAGUUUUGCUUAAAACUUAAUUUUAUUUAAUCCUAUCAAGUGGUCCACUACUGGGUAAUAUUGCGGUCAAAUACUGGUUUUCCUUGGUCAAUUACUAGAGAUUUGUGACUUUUUUUAUUCAUAAUUUUUUAUUUAAUAAAAAUAAUUUAUUUUUUCAAUGUUUUACAGACUAAACGGAAUCACAAUACAUGGGUCUGCCCUCGUGUAUUUUUAAAUUUCGUAAAAAGUUUAACGUCUUGUCACUAUAAGUCUUUCUGAACAAAAAAACUCUUAACUGGUCAAUUAUUGGUGCACUGACCCUAACGUUAAUCAAAAUUAAUUGAUAAAAAUUCAGAUUAAAACAGGACAUACGUAAUUUUUUGCACGGCUAGCUUUGAUCCAAUAAUUGUGUAUCGCUCGUUAUCUUGAGUUGUUUAUUAAAUAAUAUUGAUAGUGUAUUGGCUAAAUAAUUUUAGACGUAAAAUUAAUAAAAAGUUAUUUAUUGUUUAUUAUUUAUGGAAGAUCCCAAGCAGAGACUACACCAGGAUAUAUAUUGUGAUAUAAGCAUUUUGUUGUUAAAGAUAUACAAAAUUUAUCUAAGCGUUCCAUAGUAACAAUAUAUUAUUAAAAAAAUCACUUUUCCUCUUUUCUCGAUUAAGUAUUAUCUUUUAUGGCAUAGUAUAUAAAUUAUUAUAAUCACUGAAUACAUAGUUAGUGAAAAAUUAUGAUAUUAAUUAAUUGAAUUAAUAAUUUAAGCGAUGAUACAAGUAACAGUUAUCCAAGAACAUUCAAAAGUCAUCUCAAGUUAAUGGUGACAAUGUCAUUGUCAAGUAAUGUUUAUGUACGUAUCCAUACCAGUGAAAACUUUACUACAUAUAAUUUGCCGUGUAAAAAAAGAAAAAGUAGAGAUAGCCGUAAAAUAUUUGCGCCUGUGCUCUUAAAUAAUUUUUUUACAUAUAAACAAAAUAAAAUCAAGCAAUAAAAUGUUUAACAACAAAAAAGUCAAUAAUAUGUAAUAACAAUAUACGCUAUUAAUUCCAUUUUCGAAGUUGCCACAAUAUAUUUUAUAAUUUCAUUUAUUUCGUACCUACACCACUGGUAAAAUGGUGAUUUUUUAUGUUACUUUUAAUUUUACAUGUAAAUUUUUCUCAUUUUAUAACUUAACCAUGUAAUUUUAAUUAUGUAAUAAGGUACAUUGAAGUGUUAAUUUUCAAAUUAUUAACCGUUUAAGAGGCAAUAUCUAAGAAUAUAGGAGUAUUUAUUGAAUUUUCAUCUACGCACACAUAACAGAAAUAUUUAUUUACCUGUAUGUAAUUCCCACUUAUUUCCUGCUGCUGUCGCUUUUACAACCGUAAGCCGAACACAUCACCACUAUAAAGAGUUAAAAAAAUUGCUAGUUUUCACUCAGAAAUCACACAAAAAUCACUGAUAAAACAAGGGGUGUCAAAUCUCAAUGAGAACCAACCGUAUUAAAAUAAGGAUUCACUUUCGUUCGAAAAACAGAUUGCGUGUUAGAUCUCCAGAGAGGGUAAAAAAUUGUCCAUACUCUAAGGUAAAUAGAUACCAAUAACGUAUGACGUAGAUAUAUUAAUAUUAUGUGACACGUGACAGAAGCUCGAAACAAAUGACUGUGAAUGAAAAGCCCUAUGACCGCAAAAUGAUAAUACGUAUUUUUGCUGGUUCCAAAUGUGUUUUUGUGCAGUUGUGUACUAAUAUCAUUUCUUGUGACCGAUAUCAUCCUGAAUAAAACUUAAUAUAAACUUGAA
This is a messenger RNA of Diabrotica virgifera virgifera (western corn rootworm), 3468 nucleotides long. Its product is annotated as DNA ligase 1-like. Bases 416 to 1450 code for a protein of 344 amino acids. The transcript has 2 exons. The record is from RefSeq and is a predicted model, not a curated record. NCBI's taxonomy places the organism in Eukaryota, Metazoa, Arthropoda, Insecta, Coleoptera, Chrysomelidae.